UAGACACAGCGCAGAGAUAGAAAGAGAAAGAAAGAGCAGAGAACAGGAGGACAGGACCGAGUUGAAGAAGAGAGAGGAAACGACAUAAACAAGAGUGAAGAAGUAGAGGAAGGAGACGUGAGGCAGUGCUUUUGGGACAAACAAACACAUCAACUGGACUUCUGUACAUCACGGUCCUGCGCAACCUGGACGGUGAGAAGUCAUUCCUAAAGACCAGGAGGGCACUUACCUACGCACACACACACACAGAGUCACACACACACACCUCUUAAACACACAGAAAAACACAUACCUCGAGCAUUUGACCUUUUCACCCCAACAAAAACCCACAAAAACCCACAGGCACAUACAGACACACACACACACACACACACACACACACACACACACACACACACACACACACACACACACACACACACACACACACACACACACACACACACACACACACACACACACACACACACGUAUACAACAAGGUCACACACGCCACCAUGUUUGAGGAGCAGGUGACCAGGGUGAAGAUCACAUCCCUGCUGAUUCUGGUGGGCAUGGGGUCCAUGCUGGCGGCCGUAUCCACAGACCACUGGGCGGUGCUGAGCCCGCGGGUGGAGAAGCUCAACACCACCUGCCAGGCUGCCUACUUCGGCCUCUGGAGGCUCUGCAAAAAGACCAUCUUCAUGGUGGAGGAGGACCCUGAGUGGAAGGGCUGCGGCCCCAUCAGUCUACCCGGAGACAAAAACUGUUCAUACUUCAAGCACUUCACGUCGGGGGAAGAGGCAGAACUAUUUGAAGUGAAGACCCAGAAAGAGUACAACAUCUCUGCGGCUGCCAUCGCUAUCUUCAGCCUGGUGUUCAUGACACUGGGCACCCUGUGUGUCAUCUUUUCCUUCGGCAAGGGCAGAGACUACCUGCUGAGACCUGCCGGAAUGUUCUUUGCAUUUGCAGGCCUCUGCAUCAUCAUCUCAGUGGAAGUGAUGCGGCAGUCUGUGAAGCGCAUGAUCGACAGCGACGAGACAAUCUGGUUCGAGUACUACUACUCCUGGUCGUUUGCCUGCGCCUGCGCCUCCUUCACCCUGCUCAUCCUCAGCGGCGUGGCGCUGCUCCUUAUCUCCAUGCCGCACAUGCCGCGUAACCCUUGGGAGACAUGCAUGGACGCAGAGCCGGACACUCUGGACUAGACAGCUAGGCUCUAGGCGGCUAGGACCCGCGGGGAAGGAAGCACUGGGACUGGAAAAGGAUCAAGACUAAUUGAAAUGAGUGGUUGAGUUUUGUCCCUUUAGGUGUAUUUGUAUAUCAACCUCAUUUAAAUCAUCUUUUUACCCAGUUUAAACCACGACAGUGUUUUAUAGAAUAACGUUGGAUCAAAACAAGUAUAAAAAGUGGUUGAACUUUGUUUCUUUAGGUGUGAGGUGGAGGGGUAUUAGACAGACAGGGCGUAACAACGAUUUUUGUGUUUUCAAUUUUGGGGGAUAAUCUGCAUAUCACAGGUUGCUGGCCAACCCAAUUCUAUCGAUCUGUAAACCCAGUUUAACCAAGUCAGAGUUGUACAGUACAGUUAGUCUAAACACCUAAAAAUAACUAAAUUCUAAUUAUAGCACAUUUUGAGUUCUGCAUGAUUCAGUCUAACGCAGAAUAUUAAAAGUAAAAAGCAUUAUUUUUUACUUGAAAAGUUUGAGCAAGCUUUCUUUUGAAAGAUAUCAUGUUGAGAAAGAAAAUUCUUGCCGUGUUUUUGUUAUUGUUACCUAUUAACAUACAUGUAUAUCAAUGUACAAUAUUCUAGAAUCUAGACCAUAAUAAAAGUAUGUUAAAAUUAAAUCAAAUACCCUUAAGAAGCUAUUUUAUAUCAGUAGUAUGUAUAGAAUAGGUACAUAAUGACAAGAGCUUUAUAGUAUUUUGCAGGAUGCUAUAAAGGUUUGUAGUAAAAGUGUUACAGCUUUAUUCCAUCUUAUGAUUAUUUUUUAAGAUAAUUAUUAAUUAUUUACACUAUUUAUAAGCUGUUUCAACGAUAUCAAUGAUGAUUUCGAGAUUACUCUUUUUAAGUGAAAUUAACGUUUGAGUUUUGAACUUUGAGUUUUAAUGCAAAUUGCAUCAUCUUUCUAUAUAUAUGAUGCAAAAUAAAAAAAAAUGUUAGGC
Gadus macrocephalus (Pacific cod) is the source of this 2139-nucleotide messenger RNA. It is a transcript of the gene cacng1b, whose product is annotated as calcium channel, voltage-dependent, gamma subunit 1b. Lineage: Eukaryota; Metazoa; Chordata; Actinopteri; Gadiformes; Gadidae. The coding region runs from base 498 to 1184 and encodes 228 amino acids. The record is from RefSeq and is a predicted model, not a curated record. Gene Ontology annotation, cellular component: L-type voltage-gated calcium channel complex; membrane. The transcript has 4 exons. Gene Ontology annotation, molecular function: calcium channel regulator activity; voltage-gated calcium channel activity. Gene Ontology annotation, biological process: calcium ion transmembrane transport; regulation of calcium ion transmembrane transport via high voltage-gated calcium channel.